Brassica napus (rape) is the source of this 414-nucleotide messenger RNA. RefSeq lists its product as uncharacterized. The transcript has 2 exons. NCBI's taxonomy places the organism in Eukaryota, Viridiplantae, Streptophyta, Magnoliopsida, Brassicales, Brassicaceae. The coding region runs from base 1 to 414 and encodes 137 amino acids. The record is from RefSeq and is a predicted model, not a curated record.
AUGAGACCCAUCGGAACAACAUCAUUACCAGAAGCCAAUGAGGCUGAAAAGAAAGAUCCCAAAGAAUGCAACCACGUCCAUGAUGAUAAGAGAUCACACGGCAAAGGCCGUAGUAGAAACAAAGGACGUGGCCGUGACAACUACUCAUAUGGCCGGUUAGGAAACAACAAUAACCGUGGUCGGGGUUCCAGCUAUGGCUGUGACCGAGGCAGUUAUGGCCGUGGUCGAGGCGGCAUAUCCAAACCGUCUAACUCGACCAAAUCAGCUUGUCACAGAUGCGGGAUGAAGAGCCUUAAGAACAAGAACCCGGAAGCCCAUAUGGUUCAUGAUACCGGGUAUGAUGCUGAUGAUGAUUCCGACCUUGAAAAGGAGGACCUCUUGGAUUUUGAGACUUCUGAUUGUCUCAAAGACUAA